Molecule: messenger RNA, 3042 nt
Organism: Plasmodium inui San Antonio 1
Lineage: Eukaryota; Apicomplexa; Aconoidasida; Haemosporida; Plasmodiidae
Exons: 1
Coding region: 1-3042 (1013 amino acids)
Biological process (GO): rRNA processing
Cellular component (GO): small-subunit processome; nucleolus
Source: RefSeq, a predicted model, not a curated record
AUGGCAUACCCUUCUGCAGAGGAUGGAAGUGAACGGGGAACAUCCAUGGAGCACCUCGGCGACGCAUCGACGACGCUGAGCGGGGGUUCGGCAGAGAGGCGAUCGAAGGGGAAAAAGGCGAAGAAGGGGGGCGAGCUGAAGAAGCUGCGCAGGAAGGAAGGCCUCGCAAAGAAAGCGACGUCGAUAAAAAUGGAAAGGCUAAUAGAAAGGGGUAAAAUCCCCUCCCUCAAGAGGACAAUGAAGAGGAAAAUGAGCCAGGUGAAGGGGGCGAGCGCUAAUGGGGGUGGAGAUGGUGAUGAUUGCGGUGGUGACGACUGUCGUGGUGACAGCAGGAGGGCCCUCCAAAAGAGGCGGCGAAAGGAAAAGCGCAAAGGGAAGAAGCUCUCCAAAGGGAAGAAGCCCCCCAAGGUGAAACAAAGCAAGAGCAAAAGGGAGAAGACGGAAGAGGAGGACGAGGAAGCGGAGGAGGAGGAAGAAGACGAGGAAGAUGGGUUGCAUUUCCUCCAACGCGAGGACGUUAUCCUAGAGGAGGAAAAACAAAUGACGACGAGAGGGAUGAUCAAGAAGAGAGACCCCUCGGAGAACUUAAUACAAUUUUUGAGAAUGUAUAAUGACCAGGGGGAGGGAGUCCCGAAGAGGAGAAAAUGUCUUAGGAAGGACGACAGGGAAGAAGAGGGCGAGGUCACGGAGGAGGACGCCGAGGCAGAGUCGUACCAAUACCUCUCCCAGAAAGACGACGUGUACAAAAUUGAGAAGCCAGCCGAGCCAGUAAACCUUUCUGAUUUCCUCUACACGGAAGAUGUCGUAGCGAGGGAGCAAAUAGGUGAUGAUAUCAAUAUGCUGACGAGGGGACAACUAGAGAAGGGGAAGACCUCCAGACACAUCUCCAUCCUGGAGGAACAGAAAAUGAACGAGCAUCUGGCGUACGUAAACAAUGUGGAUCUUAUAAACAAAAUGAACAGAUCGUUUUACGUCAUAAGCAACGCGCAGGGGGUGCACUUCGGGCAGGGGGGGAAAAAUGGGGAAGGGGAAGUCACCUCGGAGGAGUUCCUAAACAAGAGCCUCCUCCGAAGGGGUGCCCGCGUGGGAGAAGGACAGGGCGGAAAACACACCGAACAACGCAGCGGUGGAACUGGCGCGCUGGGUGGCCUCUCCCACUCCACCGCCAACCCCGAUGACUCCCUCACCACCCUCCAGUUCGAAGCCGAGAUGCAGAAAAAUCUGAGGAUGUCCAAAAUGCUCAUCGUGUCGGACGACGUGCUGAAAACGGAGAGGGAGAAAAAAAGAGAUGAGCUAAAAAAAAUUGCUCAACUGAAAGCAUUGCUACUCCAGGAGGAAAAAAAAAACAAAUAUAAGAAACGGAUUAAGUCAAAGUCAUACCGUAGGCAUCUGCGAAUGAAGGAGAAGAAGGAGGAGGAAAAGAUCUUGGCCAAGAUAUACUCGGAGCACCCUGACCUGGCAGAAAAUCUGGCCAAUUAUGAGAAAGAAUACGCUCAGAAGAGAAACUUAAUAAAUAACGUGAAGAAGAGAAAAACCGUGCGGCUACUCAAUCGGUACAAGAACGAGGAGCUGAAGAAACAGAUGCUGAGGAGCUUCCAGGCAGAGAAGGAAGAGAAGAAUGCGCUUAGGCGGAUCAUCGAGAGGGCCGUUGUGGAGGAAGAGGACGGGGGGGGAAGUGGCACCGAUGAGGGGGGAAGAGGAAGCGGCACAGAUGAGCGGGGAAGCGGAAAUCCUAAGAAGUGGAGCAGCAUUCGUGGGGCGGAUGACACCUCAGAUGACGAAGUGGACACCUCCUCCCUGACCAAAAAGGAUAAAGUCAGGAGGGAACUACAAAAAAGGAACCUUGAACGAUUCUCCUUUGUGAGAAAUGCUGAGGAAAGGAAACGGGACGAUGAAUUGUAUCAACAGAGAAAGAGGCUGCUCGAUAAGGUGGAACGGAAGAGGGAUGAGAAGGAUGAGAAGGAUCCGAUGGCGAGUUGCUCCUCCGAUGAGGGCAGCGACGCUGAGAGGACCCACCUCGAUUUGGGCCUGUCAAACGAGGUGCGCAGGUCGAGCUCGAAGGAGGCGUCCAAGGCGAGGGCGCAGCUAGCGAGAGACGCCGACCUGGUGAACGCGCUGCGGAAGGGUGGCAUUUUGGGCUCCGAGGAGGGGCACCUAGGAGGGAACUCCGCGGAGGAGAAUCCACUCGGUGUAGCUCUGUUAGAGAAUCCAUCCGGGGUAGUCCCGAUGGAGGAGAAGCCAGAGGAGGAAAAACCAGCGGAGGAGAAGCCAGAGGAGGAAAAACCAGCGGAGGAAAAGUCAGAGGAGGAGAAGCCAGAGGAGGAAAAACCAGCGGAGGAAAAGCCAGAGGCGGAGAAACCAGCGGAGGAAAAGUCAGAGGAGGAGAAGCCAGAGGAGGAAAACCCAGAAGAGGUAGACCCAUCCACCGUAAGGGACCUCUGCGACAUCAACGCGAUUGACUCGAUUGACGCGAUCGAUGCGAUUGACCAGAUUGGCGGCGAAUCCCUGAUGCAGAACUUCGGGGAAAAUCUCACAGUGUACAAUUUCGAAAACGAAGUCUACGAAGAGUAUGUGAAUAUAAAUCCAGAGACAGCCGAUGGGAAGAUCCCUCGGGAAGAUGAUGAGUUGCUUCAGUUGAGCGACGAUGAAAGAGUCACCACCGAGAGGGUGAGCCAAAGGGAAUGGUGCAACUACGAAACGUUACUCGAAUUGGAGAAAAAGAAAGUCUUAAAAGAGAAGGAGAUGAUUGAGAAAAAGAAAAGAAUCCCGAUCCACACGAUUAGCGUUUUCAAUAGGAAAGACAGGAAAUUUGAAAAAUACUUUGUGGACAAGGUUCCCUAUCCUUAUGAGAGGAAGGAUUAUCAGAAGACCUUGAACAUAAACUUAAACAAAGAGGUGAAUGACAUUUCGGCGCACGCCAAGCUGAUCGCGCCUCGGCUGUCUAACCGGGUCGGUAACAUUGUGUCACCGCUGGUGAGGAACCCCUUCGAGAUUGCGCGCAUCUUGACGCUCAAGCGGGGCAAGAACAGGAGCAAGCUGUGA